CAAUACAAGUCCCAUUAUAACCAGUAAAACCAUUACAAAUUUUAUGAUGGUGUCUAUUGUUUUUUUCAGCAGAGAUUCUUUUAAUGAAAUAAAACAUGUCUCCAGAAGUCUGACUCUGAUUAAGUGGGUAACCUACUUGACUUGCUAUGAUGACAGGGGCUGUUAAUUAAGUGAAGAACUUAUCAGAAAAGUUAAAUUGAUAUUUAUAUCUUUUGUCCACUUAAAUAUGUGUUGCAUACCUCUCUGGAAUUUAUAAGCUGAGCACAAUAAGGAACUAUUUCAAAUCAUUCUUGUAAGACAAUUAUUGUUUACGGUUAUUUAAACCCCAUGCGCAGCAUAUUCAAGAGUAAUUAACCGUAUUUAAUUAGUAAUAUUUAAACAUAUUCGGUCAACUAACUUCCUUGUAGCUCACCUGCAUGACCCUUCCAGGAGGCGUGACUUUGCCGUCGACGUCAACCUACGUCAUUAUUUAUCUUUAGCGCUCCACCUUCAUCGCUGGGUUUAAACUGGUCUACUUUACACCUUCUAAUCACUGAACACGGGGCAGUGCUAGACAACCGAUCACCAGAGGAUCUGCUUUUUUUCUCUCUCUUUAAGGUGUCCUAUUUCGGCCAGUAAGUACUACACUGCCAUUCGGACUAAAAUUUGAAAAUGAAGAUACCACAAAAAGCCCUACUGAUCUUCUGCUUAGUGGCUGCAACGACUGCACAAAUUUCACCAGGUGUUAACACUACAGACGUACCAAGAAAUUCCUCAACUACCAGCGCAAAUACUCCUACCACCACAGUCACGACAAAAGUUUCACCAGGUGUUAACACUACAGACGUAACAAGAAAUUCCUCAACUACCAGCGCAAAUACUCCUACCACCACAGUCACAACAAAAGUUUCACCAGGUGUUAACACUACAGACGUAACAAGAAAUUCCUCAACUACCAGCGCAAAUACUCCUACCACCACAGUCACGACAAAAGUUUCACCAGGUGUUAACACUACAGACGUACCAAGAAAUUCCUCAACUACCAGCGCAAAUACUCCUACCACCACAGUCACAACAAAAGUUUCACCAGGUGUUAACACUACAGACGUAACAAGAAAUUCCUCAACUACCAGCGCAAAUACUCCUACCACCACAGUCACGACAAAAGUUUCACCAGGUGUUAACACUACAGACGUAACAAGAAAUUCCUCAACUACCAGCGCAAAUACUCCUACCACCACAGUCACGACAAAAGCUACUGAGGAGACAAAUAAUGGUACUUUUACUACAGACACAACAACUAAUUCUACAAACAAUACUCAGGCCAGCACAACUGCUGCCACCACAGCCUCUACAACACAAGGUCCCUGUGCUUUAAGUCCUUGUACUGGAGACAGUACCUGUGAAGAACGGUUUGGGAGCACGUUUGCUUGCAUUUGCCGGCCUGGGCUGGUUUACUUGGAAACGACUGGCUGUAUUCAAAGAAAGGUCUUCCCUGGUACUUUAUCUUUGAAUAGGACUUUUGUAGAAGGUAUGGACAAUAGAGGGUCUAAAUUGUUUCAAGAAACUGCUGGUCCAAUUGAGGAAGCGCUCAGAAACAUCCUGAGGAAUGAUGACGGCUACAUUAAUUCCACCGUUUUGAGUCUACGUGCAGGCAGUAUAAUUGCAGACGUGGAGAAUUUCUAUGAGCUGUCAUCCAGUGCCAAUUCACAAUCGGUUGAGAAUCUGAUUGUGAAUGGACAAAUACCUGAUAACACAGGAUUCAUUUCACGCGAUGCGUGUGCAACUGGAUUCUGUGACCGUACCACUACAACCUGUGAUGAAAAGCAGUCUGGUAUUGCAACGUGCACUUGCAAAGCAGAGUACAUAAAGUCACCAUCCACAUCUCAGGCCUGCCUUGCUUGUCCGAAUGGGGAGAAGGCAACUGACAAUUCAGAAGGAUGUGAAAAGUGUCCUUUUGGCUUUUCUGGAUUUAAUUGCGAUGAUCCAUAUCUUUUGGUUGUGGUUGUGGUGUCCACUGUGUUGGGUGCAUUGCUGAUCAUCUUUAUUGUGGCCCUGAUAGUUGUAAGCUGCAGGAAUCCAAAGGAAAGCUCCUCAUCCCAGGUAGACUUUAGCUCAAGCUAUGGCAAUAAGGAAUUACAUAAACCUGCUGGAGUUCCCAGGAUUCCUCGGGCCAACCCUGAUGCUAGCUGGAAUUCUAACAAUCUGGAGAUGGCCAAUAGUGGGAGUAAUCAGGCACUGGUGACCAGAGAUCGCCCAGAGAGCAAAGCGCGCUACACUGAUUACGAUGAGGACAUGAGCUAUAGGGCUCCAAUUCCCCCAGCAUACUCCGGCUACGGUGGGAGAGGAGUGGAAAAUGGUGGUGCCCACAACCCAUACUUUCGGCAAGAUGAUGACAGAAUGCGCAGAUAUUAACAUCAUUUAACCAGGACAAAUCACUGCAUUUCUUCAUCUUCAUGUGGAUUGAAUUACAUUUUUUACUUCUUUGUUGACCAAAAUUUGAAAUGGAAAACAGUUCUUGAUUUUAUAUACAUCUCUCUUUAACCAUUGGAUCAGAAUUCAGAUUUCCUUCGUAUUUAUAUUCUGUGGUAUUAGCAGCUAAUGAAACUCAAUUUGUGGGCUUCAAUCUUGAUCUAAGCCUUUGCUUUAAAAAUGUUUGGACAAAAUGUCAUCCCUCAACUGUUGAAUGGAAGCUGUGUUGCAGAGGCCUUAGCUUUUACAGUGAUUCCUAUUUUACAUCUUUUUUUUUUUCUUUACCAAUCAUUGAUAUUUGAAUGUUUGUAUUUAUGACAUAUGUUUUAUUUGGUUUUAGUGUUGUUAAUGCUUGGGCUGGAACUCAGGUGUACAAAAUAAAUCAGAACAUAUCAGUGUUUCUUUUGAGAUAUUCAAGCAGUAAUACACAUAAUUUAUUCAGGAAGAGAAAUUAUGAUUAACUGUUCUAACUGUAACUAUGCCAAUUGAUGUAUUUUAUUACAAAUGAUUUUAAGAACUAAUAAAAAAUGGUAUUUUUGUAUUUAAAUAACAUGGAGUUAAUAAAGUAUAUGAUUUUUUAGAUAAUGUUUUCAAACAUAUUUGUAUCUUCUUUUGGUAGUGUAUGACAUUUUAAACAAAUGAGAUAUUCUUAUGAAACAGACACACAAUUUGUAUGCAUUCUGAAUUCAUCUAAAUGCUUUGUUUUUCAAAUGCCAUGUAUUCUGACAUUAUACCUUUGUGGAAAGCUUAGGACAAGCAAAAAAUAAGAAAUACUAGGGACAUUAAAAGCUUAAACAACUUUUGUUAGGCUAUGCCUUUUAUAAUUUUCCUUCCUGUUAUUUUAUUCUUUAUUUUUUUGCCAUUUGAUUCUUAAAUUAAUUUCAUUAAUGUCAAUAAACACUUGUAAAUUCACUA
This is a messenger RNA of Onychostoma macrolepis, 3366 nucleotides long. It is a transcript of the gene muc13b, whose product is annotated as mucin 13b, cell surface associated. The coding region runs from base 652 to 2394 and encodes 580 amino acids. The transcript is spliced from 18 exons. NCBI's taxonomy places the organism in Eukaryota, Metazoa, Chordata, Actinopteri, Cypriniformes, Cyprinidae. The record is from RefSeq and is a predicted model, not a curated record. Gene Ontology annotation, biological process: cell-cell junction assembly.